This is a messenger RNA of Fulmarus glacialis (Northern fulmar), 1500 nucleotides long. Its product is annotated as solute carrier family 2, facilitated glucose transporter member 11-like. Gene Ontology annotation, biological process: monosaccharide transmembrane transport. The record is from RefSeq and is a predicted model, not a curated record. Lineage: Eukaryota; Metazoa; Chordata; Aves; Procellariiformes; Procellariidae. Gene Ontology annotation, cellular component: membrane. Gene Ontology annotation, molecular function: hexose transmembrane transporter activity. The transcript has 12 exons.
AUGGCACCGAAGCGCAAGUUCCCCAGCUGGACCUUGUUUCUGGCUGUUUGUGCUGUUGGAAUUGGAGGGACCUUUCAGUACGGGUAUAAUGUUUCCAUUAUCAAUGCACCCACCCAGCAUAUACACAGGUUCUUAAAUGAAACCUGGACUGGUCGUUAUCACAAGGAACUAAAUCCAGAUUUGCUGACUUUUCUUUGGUCUGUCAUUGCUUCUAUAUUUUCACUUGGAGGCCUGUGUGGAGCCCUUAUUGGAGGCAGCAUGGCCAUUCGGCUAGGCAGGAAAGGAGCUCUUUUGAUGAAUAAUAUUAUAGCAAUACUGGCCUCCAUUUUAAUGGGGAUCAGUUUUCCUACAGGAUUGUUUGAGUUACUGAUUGCUGGAAGGUUUUUGAUUGGCAUAAAUUCAGGUAUUGGGAUCUGUGUGCAGCCUCUGUAUAUUGGGGAGGUUGCCCCAAAACAUCUUAGAGGUGGCAUGGCCAUGGGGACUUCCAUCUUUCUGACUGGGGGGAUUCUGACAGGACAAAUAAUUGGUUUGAGGGAAUUACUAGGUGGAGAAACUUAUUGGCCUAUGUUGCUAUCCAGCAGCUGUUUCCCAGCAUUUGCCCAGCUUUUAUUCCUGCCAUGGUUUCCUGAAAGUCCCAGAUAUCUUCUUAUUGACAGAGGUGAUGAGCUGAGCUGUGCCAAAGCUUUGAAGAGAUUUCAUGGUUCUUCAGAGUAUCGAAGGGAGAUGGAAGACAUACAGCGGGAAUGUUUUGCCUUAGAUGGGGAGAAACCCAAGAAGCCCUGGCAAUUAUUCACUGAUCGUGGUGUGAGAUGGCAGCUCAUUACUGUGGUUGUGAUGACUAUGGGCCAACAGCUCAGUGGGAUAAAUGCUAUUUAUUUCUAUGCAACUUACAUUUUUGAACAAGCUGGGAUCUCAGCAGAAAAAAUCCCGUAUGUGACACUCGGCACUGGAGCUUGUGAAUGCCUCACAGCCCUCACCUGUGGUUUACUGAUAGACUACAUGGGAAGAAGAUAUCUCAUCAUUGGGGGUUAUCUCCUUAUGACCCUUUGGAGCAUUGUUUUAACAUUCUCUCUGACUUACCAGGAACUGUACUCAUGGGUGCCUUAUGUGAGCAUGACUUCUGUAUUUGCCUUCAUCUUGAGCUUUGGGUUGGGACCAGGUGGCAUAACAAAUACCCUGACAGCUGAAUUAUUUAUACAGUCUUCACGUCCUGCUGCUUUCAUGAUAGGAGGGACUAUUAGUUGGAUUAGUUUCUUCACAAUUGGAAUGCUCUUUAAAAAAAAAUAACGCAUUCUCCUGAUUAAUGGACUGAAGCAGUAUUGUUUUCUGGUGUUCCUACUGGAGUGCUCCUUAGUUGCUGCUUUCCUCUUCCUCAUAAUUCCUGAGACAAAAAACAAAUCUUUUCUGGAAAUUAAAAAGGAAUUUCACAAGCUUAAUUUUGGAAGAAAUACAAAAAAAAAGGAAACGGAGCUUUAUGAAAGAAGACAUGAUGAAUUUUAA